AUUAGUAUACGCACUGAGUGAGGAAGGGGUAGGCUAUAUUUUCAAUGAGGAAAACAGUGUCUGUCAAACGUCACAUGGGGCUGGGACCGAUUGCUUCCUGAAAUGCUGUUCAUCGUAUUUUUUUUAUUCACUACGGUACUAGUAUUAGGCUUUUAAUUCAUUUCUGUAUCGGUUUAUUAUUUCUGCCGCAAUGAUAAGCAAAGUCAAAAAUGCGAUGUCCACGCUGGUGGGUGGAAUGAUGCCCCACGGUCAUCACCAGCACCACGGAUCCGGGAACGUUCACCACCAGAACUGUCACCAGGACGGUCUGCCUCCACGGUUCCCCUACGGUCGACCUGAGUUUCUGGAUCUUACACCAGAGCUUCUUCAAUUCUCGACAGAACAUGCUUCUCGACCGGUGCUGACGUUGAAGAGGGACAGCAGGCUUCCCUGGCGGACGGGAUACGCAGAGACCAUCAAUGCUGGGAAGAGCAUGCUGAAUGAGGACCAGGCGUCCUGUGAGCUGCUGUACGUGAAGAGGCUGAGCAACAAAAAACAGCGUAACUCCACACUGCUGGACGACAAUGGGGACGGCACAGGGAUCCCACUGCAGUACUGGGGCGUGUUCGACGGCCAUGCAGGUUCAGGGUGUGCCAUCAUGGCAUCUAAACUCCUCCAUCGCCUCAUCAGAGACAGACUGGGGGACAUCGCCCACCUGCUGGAGAACCCCUCCGUGACRGCCCCUAUCUGCCUGGCCAAGAACGGCAGCCCCUACCAGCUGGAGGUGAAGAAGGGAGCAAAUUCCACCCAGGACCCAGAGGACCCUAAUGCCAUCACUGACUCCUCCAUCCGCUUCCACAUGGAAAAGACUGUCAGUCUGGAGAGUCUGAUCAUGGGCAUCAUAGAAAACGCCUUCAAACAGAUGGAUGAACUGAUAGAGAAAGAGAAGACGUCCUUUACCAUCUCUGGUGGAUGUUGUGCCUUGGCUGCCAUCCAUUURAUGGGGAAGCUCUAUGUUGCCAAUGCAGGAGACAGCAGAGCCAUCAUCAUCCGUAACAAUGAGGUCAUCCCCAUGUCCAACGAGUUCACGCCCGAGUCCGAGAGGCAGCGCCUGCAGUAUCUGGGCUUCCUGAGACCGGAGCUGCUUGGGAAUGAGUUCACACACUUGGAGUUCCCUCGCAGAAUCCAGCACAAGGAGCUGAGCAAGAAGAUGCUCUUCAGGGACCACACAAUGAACGGCUGGGCUUACAAGACCAUCAUAGAAGACGACCUCAAGUUCCCGCUUAUAUAUGGAGAGGGUAAAAAGGCCCGUGUCAUGGCCACCAUUGGGGUAACACGUGGCCUAGGGGAUCAUGACCUGAAGGUGUACAACUCCAACAUCUACAUCAAACCCUUUCUCUCCUGCUGCCCAGAGGUGAUAGUGUACGACAUGUCUGAGUACAACCAUGGCCCGAAUGACGUGCUGGUGAUGGGUACAGAUGGGCUGUGGGACGUGACCACAGACAGGGAGGUAGCAGACGCAGUUUCAGGCUUCCUGUCCUGCUGCGAGCCCACUGAUCCUAUGAGAUACACACUGGCCGCCCAGGACCUGUUGAUGCGGUCGCGAGGKGUCCUGAAGGAGAGGGGCUGGCGGUUACCCAAUGAGAGGCUGGGAUCAGGAGACGACAUCACUUGUUAUGUGAUCCCCUUGGCGGGACCGGCAGGGCCCGAGACAGAGACAUGACAGGCCUUGUCCCACCACCCUACCAGGAGAGGACUAACUCCCUAGGACCGACCAGGGUCAAUCCUUMCCCCUUACCCCUUACCCCMUCUACCCUGGGGGAAGGGUGAAGAAAACACCUCCCUUUUAUAGGGAAGCCUCAGGUUGGAGAGCUGGCUGUUGACACCUGUCAACCGGCCCAUCUUCCUGGCUUCUGGAACAACCCACUGGGCUCUAAUUAUUGUUUUUGUUUGGUACUCAUGUAACAGGUGUUUAAUGACAUUAGCUGACUGACCGAAAACACGUCCAUUUCUGAAACCUGCUCUUUUUGAUCGCUACUUAACGAGAACCCUCCCCCUGUAGUUUCAUGUUUUAAUCUCUCUCAUUUAUUUUCUGAUAAUUGCAGCAGGAUUGGUUUGGCCAUAUUCUGAUAGAAGUGCUUGGUUAGUCUUUCUAAAUACCUCCUUAUUACCUUAUGACCCCCACAUGUGAUUUAUAGAAUGCUAAAUUCCUAAAAUAAUCUAAUUUAUUGCUUGUGUAGAGUACAGUAUGACAGGUGGAGGUAGAUGGCCUGGCACAUAGUCUAACAUCAAAUAGCAUKACUGAUAGCAAUUGAGGGACUAGCAUCACAUAGGAGUGAUGCCACUGCUCAGAAAACAGUGGAGCUCUGUGACAAAAUAACUACAGUCGUGGCCAAAAGUUUUGAAUGACACAAAUAUUAAUUUUCACAAAGUCUGCUGCCUCAGUUUGUAU
This is a messenger RNA of Salvelinus sp. IW2-2015, 2431 nucleotides long. It is a transcript of the gene ppm1j, whose product is annotated as protein phosphatase, Mg2+/Mn2+ dependent, 1J. Gene Ontology annotation, molecular function: protein serine/threonine phosphatase activity. Gene Ontology annotation, biological process: protein dephosphorylation. The record is from RefSeq and is a predicted model, not a curated record. Lineage: Eukaryota; Metazoa; Chordata; Actinopteri; Salmoniformes; Salmonidae.